This is a messenger RNA of Erpetoichthys calabaricus (reedfish), 2038 nucleotides long. It is a transcript of the gene klf11a, whose product is annotated as Kruppel-like factor 11a. The record is from RefSeq and is a predicted model, not a curated record. Bases 144 to 1685 code for a protein of 513 amino acids. Gene Ontology annotation, biological process: regulation of transcription by RNA polymerase II. Gene Ontology annotation, molecular function: RNA polymerase II cis-regulatory region sequence-specific DNA binding; DNA-binding transcription factor activity, RNA polymerase II-specific. The transcript has 4 exons. NCBI's taxonomy places the organism in Eukaryota, Metazoa, Chordata, Cladistia, Polypteriformes, Polypteridae.
GCGUUUUACACAGCUGAGGUUCGGCUUUAUUGGCAGAGGCAGCUCAUGCUUAUUCUGCAGUGAGGAGCGGAGUCGAUUUGCUGCCUUCGAUUCCUUUGUGUUGUCUCCUUGCAUUGUUUUCCUAUAAUUAUUAUAGUAGCAAAAUGCAUACGUUGUCAUCGCUCCAAGACUCCGAGAUGGAUCAAUCGAGCGGAGUUGACAUCUUUGAUAUUUGUGAAUCUAUUAUGGAAAGAAAACGUCAUGACAGUGAACAGUCUUCGUGCAGCGCCCUGGAGCAGAAUGAUAUUGAAGCAGUCGAAGCUCUUGUUUGCAUGAGUUCCUGGGGUCAAAGGACACAGCGAUCAGAUUCCAUAAAGAUGAGGCCCCUCACCCCAGCCUCAGAUUCAUGUGAUUCGGUACACCAUGCUGAAAGCCCCGUUGAGCUCCACAAGGACUUUGUCUCUUAUUCCUCACUGUCUAUGACCCCACCACACAGUCCUGAUUCAACAGAGACUUCAACCACAAGUGUCCUAGUAUCCUCACACAUGACUUACUCUAUCCCCAAAACAGUCAUGGCGAAUUCAGGGACUUGUGUCACCUUUCCAUCCAGCAACAGAGAUGUAUCUCUCAGUUUAAAGCCAGAAACAGUGGAUAUGAAAAUGCCUUUAAAUGAAAAGCCACCCUUGGAGAAGGCUGUGUUUCCUCCAUGUCGUGCCAUGGCAACAAGUGUGAUACGGCAUACUGCUGAUACCUACCCUUGCCAACAUGUUGCUUUUGCAGGGAGACCAAAGCAACGAGAGACUUGCCCUACAGGAAAAACUAAUCAGGACUUGUUCACAUUACCAGAUACCAAGAAUUUGGAGCUUUUAUCACAGUCAAGCAGCUGUAGUGCAAAUAAAGACACAUCAACAUGCCUGGCACCUAGCUCAAUGCUCGCCUCAGCAGUUCAAGAAAAUAAAACUGUGUCCAAUUCUGCAAUUCCUGCACCAGCAACCAGCCCACCAGUAAUUUGUCAAAUGAUUCCAAUGAAUGGACAGCCAGGAAUGAUAUCUGCUUUUAUACAGACUCCAAUUCAGACACAUUCAGCUGGGGUCAAACCUAUCUUACCUCAUACCACAAAUAUUACCCAACCAUUCCUCAUGGGAGCUUCUGUCCCACAGGGCACUGUUAUGCUAGUGCUGCCUCAGUCCCCAGUAGCACCAUCUCCCCAGUGCUCACAGACUGUGAUGACUUUGGGAAACACCAGACUUCUGCCUCUGGCGCCGGCACCUGUCUAUGUGUCCUCUGGACAGAACUGUACAUCACAAAUGGACUUCUCUCGAAGGCGGAAUUAUGUGUGCAACUUUCCAGGAUGCCGAAAAACAUACUUUAAAAGUUCACAUCUCAAAGCUCACCUUCGAACACAUACAGGGGAGAAGCCUUUCAGCUGUAACUGGGAUGGCUGUGAUAAGAAGUUUGCACGUUCAGAUGAGCUUUCACGUCAUCGCAGGACUCACACAGGGGAAAAGAAAUUUGCCUGCCCUGUUUGUGAUCGGCGCUUUAUGCGCAGUGAUCACCUUACCAAACAUGCCCGGCGACACAUGACCACAAAAAAGGUUCCUACUUGGCAAGCUGAAGUUGGGAAAUUAAAAAGAAUAACAACACUGAAAUCUCCAAAUUCAAAUGCAGUUCUUCCACUUGGAAUGCUUGUUCCCUCGUCGAACUAAUUCAUCCAGGUAAAUAACACUGGCGCCUCAGGAUUCAUUUUAAAGGAAUACAUAAGCUAUGAAGCUAAUAAAAAUGAGGCCUUGCACUGGACUUUUUUUAUAAAAAAAAAAAAAAAUUUUAUUUUGUUUUAAGUAAUCUUUGAAAGAUUUUAUGCACUGUUUUACCAAAGCCUUUGUAUGAAGUAUUUGUUUAUUUGUACGUGUAUGUGUUUAUGAAUGUCUGUAUGUUUGCAAGUUGUAUGCCUGUAUAAAUGUGUAUCUAUUACAUUUAUUACAAAUGUAUUUUAAAAUGAAUGUUAAAAUGUGAUGGAUUCUUAAGGUCUGUAAAUAAACAAUAUGUUUCACUGUGAUAA